CUAUUAAUUUUUUAUAUUUAUUGUUAUCAAAUGACAUAAUUUUUUAUUAUUUCCCUUCAUGAUCUGUAUUAUUAAGAGAACAGUACCACCACUCUGUUCCAGCCAGCUGUUCUCGAUCGGAGUUGUAGACUGUGUUCAGAACUGGAGCAAGCUGCUUGUUCUUGAGCGAUUCUCAAUUCAAAAGAACAUGCUUUCUCCCUGUGGGUCUCAUUUUGGGAAGUUUUUUAAAGAUAUACCAGAACACUGUAAAAUAUAUUCCCUUUGUUCUGCCUGCCAACACAUGAAAAUAUGGUCUUCCUCUUUGAAGAGGGUGUUUUGAUAAUGGUCAUUGUUCUUUGAGCAGUUAAUACUACUCUAGCUUUCACAAGUUUUUCAAUCUUACUUUCAUGUAUUGCUAGAAAAAUGUAAUUGUGUAAGAACAUAACUUAUCUACUGGGUGAAGACAAAAGUCCUUUUAGCCCAAUAUCCUGUCUCUGAUGAAGGCAAAAAGCAAAUUCUUAGGAAGGAGUGUUAAAAUAGACAAGCAUAUUGUGUUACUUCCUUUGAUAAACCCUUCCACCCUCCAGCAACCUGUGGCUUAAACAUGUCCUGAAAAAUUGCAUCACUAUCUGUGUAUUUAAUAAUCCUUGCUAUACUUUUCUUCCAUUACUUUGUCUGACUGCUUUCUUGUUCCACAGUAUUUGUUUCUUCCAUAAUACUGUAUGACAGUGAUUUCCACCAUUUAAUUGCACACUUUGUAAAAAACAAUAUUACAGAUGCAAAUGUAGAAUUAAAUUUUCAUAGUGAUAAAUACAGUUAACACACCAGAUUCUUGUCCUGGUCAGUCGCACUUUAAUGCAAGAGUGUUAGCUGGGAGGGAUACAGUUAACUAAAUGCUUGUAUGUCUUUAGGUUUUAAUUUUUUCUACCAUAUCCAAUGAGUAGACUUUGUUAAAAAACAAACAAACAAACAAAAAAACCCAUUGCCUUCAGCUAUAUCUAACUUCUUUCUAUUUAAAAGAAUAUUUAGCUGGGGUGAACCUUAAAUUUCAGCGAAACGAGCCUUUCAACAUUUGCACAUAACAUCCUCAGCUGCUAUAUAGUGGAUAUCAGGUCUUUUAGCUUUACAGAGUUUAGGUCACAGUUGCUUAGAGUAUUGUUCUCAGUGAGGUAAUUAAACCAAAAUGCAUAUUUAUUGCUGACAUUUCUAGCUCAGGUUCAUUCUAAAACUUCCAGGUAAAUAGUUUUGCCUGGAGGCUUGUGAAGAUAUGUGCAGGCUGAGCUGUCUCAUAGACAUGGAGGGCUUAAAGAGGAGCCAAUAUACUGUUACACACCACACAACUUCACCCGCGAUCAAGCCUUGUAUGCCAGAGGAUAUUGUUGGACAGAAUUAAAAGAUGCCUUGCCAGGAGUUGAUGCCAGCCACUGGCCCUCCUUGUUUGAGCAUAAGUUCCUACCUUAUGCGCUGCUGGCUUUUGCUGGUAUAAUGUACAUUCCAGCUCUGGGCUGGGAAUUUCUGGCCUCCACCCGACUGACUUCAGAGCUUAAUUUUUUGCUUCAGGAGAUUGAUAACUGCUACCACCGUGCAGCUGAGGGGCGGGCACCAAAAAUAGAGAAACAGAUUCAGUCCAAAGGCCCGGGGAUCACUGAGAGAGAGAAGAGAGAGAUCAUUGAGAAUGCAGAGAAGGAAAAAAGCCCUGAACAGAACUUGUUUGAGAAAUACCUGGAAAGAAGAGGACGAAGUAACUUUUUAGCUAAGCUUUAUCUUGCGAGGCAUUUGUUCAUCAUCUUUUUAAGCAUCAUACCAAUUACAUACUUAUCCACCUACUAUGCUACGCAGAAGCAAAAUGAAUUUACAUGUGCACUAGGAGAGCCUCCAGACAAAACGAGCAGCUCCAAAUUGCACAUCAGAGUGAACUGUAAACUGCCAUCUGUCCAGCUCCAGCGGAUUAUUGCUGGUGUAGAUAUUGUUCUCCUCUGCUUCAUGAACUUGAUAAUCCUCAUCAACUUAAUUCACCUCUUCAUAUUUCGCAAGUCCAACUUCAUAUUUGAUAAACUGAACAAAGUUGGAAUAAAGACCAAGAAACAGUGGCAGAAGUCCCAGUUUUGUGACAUCAAUAUUUUGGCCAUGUUUUGUAAUGAAAAUCGGGACCACAUAAAAUCAUUGAACCGUCUGGAUUUUAUUACGAAUGAAAGUGAUCUGAUGUAUGACAACGUGGUACGCCAGCUGCUUGCAGCGUUGGCCCAGUCCAACCAUGAUGCCACUCCAACCAUGCGUGAUUCAGGGAUCCAAACGAUAGACCCAAGCGUUGAUCCAGCAGACAUUGAUGCUAAUGAGCAGCUCAUCAUUAAGAGACCAAGGAAGAAGAUGAAAUGGAUCCCAACUACCAAUCCCCUUCCUCAGCCAUUCAAGGAACAGUUAGCCAUUAUGAAGGUUGAAAACCAUAAACCUGAAAAACCGAAGCCUGUGCGGAGAAAAACAGCAACGGACAGCCUUAUAGCUCCUUUGUUAGAGUCUGCUGCAAAAACCUCACAGCAAUCGUCCGCUCAUAAAACUGAGCCAAACGCCAUCCCAAGCACAAGCAGUGAAAAAAAACACACACGACACUUUUCCUUGGAUGUUCAUCCGUAUAUACUUAGUAGCAAAAAACCCAAGCCAGAGAUUCAAGCCAUCCCCUCGAUGCCUACGUCAAAAAGCCAAGAGGGUGGAUUUUUAAACCAGGAAGAGAAUGUUGUAGUACACGUUACCUCCUCUCUCAAAGACACCUCUCAUCCUGCAAAAGAGAUCCUAUACUCAUCUGAGACAUGCAGAACUGUGCCUGCUGCUGGGGCUUUUGUCACAUGUAACCACAACCAUAUAGCCACGACUGCUGCUGCAACAAGUAUGACUUUGAACCAAGUCAAGCCGGACCCCACGCCUGCACUGAACUGCAACCCAGCCCACCCAUUGCUGCACAUCAACACACUGUACGAGGAUCACGAGGAGGACGUUUCAAACAUAAUGGACAAUGGUAUUCACUCCCCGACUGACACUGGGGAAAUUCUCUCCAUCCCAACCCCAAAGCAGAUAAGGUUGGCAACGUUUGAUGAACCAAUGGCAAUCGUGAGCUCGGUGGAGUACUGAAGACGCCGGGCUGCAGAGCUGUGCCCUCCUGGCCAGGCCCAAGACCACCGCAGUGCCGGCCGUGGUCCUCCCAAUGAUGCAAUUCACUGCAUGAGCAUGGAGAGUUUUCACACAGACUACAGCUUUUGGUAAUAACGCCAAACGGUUUUUCAGGAUCACAUCAUGAGCCCUGUCAGUCAUUUGCAAACUAGAAUAAAGAAAAUCUGGUGGAAUUAGACCUUUAACGCCAAGACAACCAUUAGCUCUAGCUCUAAACUAUAGCUUCCUGAUUUAAAUGGGGAUUAGCACAAUUUACGAACAUUAAGAGUCUGACGGCAUGCCACAGUAAUUUUAGUGAGUGUUUAAAUCCUUUGCAUUCAGAAUCACUGAUUAAAGUUAAAACAACAUGGAGGUGAGGUAUACUUUCUUAAUGGCAGCAGUUAAAUAAGAGUUUUUUUCUAAGCAGAGAGGGUUUUUUUCAAUUCAGGAUUAUGAAAAUGUUAUAUGCAAGCAAAAUUUUUGUUUGUUUGUUUCUUUAGCUCACUAAUGUUGGGCUUGAUGGAGACUUAGCUGAAAGGGCCUUACUACCACCAGCAUUUAAGUGCAAAAAGAUUGAUACACUUGAUCUCUUGCAUUUAUAAAUGAAAAUACCUGAGGUAUGCACUGCCCUUUAACAAGCUUAUAUGUUUGAUGGAAGAUGAUGAAAUGAAGAGUUUAUUUUUUUAAAUAUAUUUUACCAUGGGAAAAAUUACUUUAAUAACUUUUCAAACCAGGUGUUGCUUUUAACAAAAUGUGUAGAAGAGAGUCAUUGUAGCUGCUUAUUUUUUCAUAGUGUAUUUAUGAACCAGGUUAGAAACUUUCAUGGGUGCUUCACUGAUACGAAAAAUCUUAACGAAGGUCGUUACAAAAUACCUUACAAAAGAUGAAACCAGCAAAAUUGUUUUCAAAUAACACACGGUUAAAGAAGUCUAUGAAUUUAGGUCUGCAGACUUGCCUGGUCCUUGGUUCAGCAAACAUUUAAGGCCAUGGAUGGCACUGAACGACUCACAUGUCUAAAGCUAAGCACACACUGAAAUGGCUUUGCUGGAUCUGGGCUCUAGUGCAGGCAGACAAUAAUCCUGCAGUAUGUGCUAUCACUCCGAUUCAAUAUUUGCCUUUCUUGGCUCAAAGCACAUCUUCAUGCCCAUCUUCCUAUAACUACGGUAUGUGUGAUUUAAUAGAAAACUCUAGUAUAACUAAAACAUCUAUUAAAAGUGUAUCAUGCAAUAACCAUUCUCAGCAAAAUUAUAGUGAAACAAAAAGUGACUGUGUUAAAAUAAUAUCCUAGCUGCAUUCAGAAUUAUGGACUAUGUGUGUUUGCUUCAAAAUUAUGUAUAAUGGUAGAAGAAAUAUGCAGCACAAAUAUGGGACUGAAAUCUUGAAUUUAUUUUUAAUUUAUUACCUCAGACAUGGAUAUAUGAAACCAAUAUUUAAUGAAAAUAGCACUGAAAAUAAAUACCUAUUAUUCUGAAUAGUUUAAUGUGUACUACUUCCUAGCUUAGUUACGUACAGGUGGGAUUUUAUUAUAAGCAGUGGGCGGGAUGUAUAAAACCACCAUUUCUCCUUACGUUACUUCAGUUCUGCCCAACCUUUUUGGCCUGAACAGGCAAAUACAAAAAGGCAGCAAGGCAGAGGACACGUGCCGCAGACGGGAGGGGGCGCUGGGGACAGCUGAAGGACCUGGCUGUAACACCCCAAGGUCUCGGCAUGGAGCUGACGAGGCAGAUGGAGCUCGGGCCAGGGCAGCUGGGAGAUGCUGGCUGCAAUGGCUCCUGCUGGCUUGUCUCCUUCCAGCCCUGGGCAUGUCAGCAUUCCCCACAGCCCGCACGCCGGCAGAGCCGGGAUGGGCAGGGAUUUGAGCAGUUUAUACGCCACCUGUGGCUCCAGGGCCGUAGGCUAGUCACCCCUCUACUAACUCGCUCAAACACAAGCUGCAAGGUGUUCGGUAUCACCGGCUGCGUGACCGGUAAACUGGUGUGACUUUUUACAUAACAAAUCUGCACUUGUGUCAUCAGGGCUUCAUUCUGCCCCAGGUACGGGAGGAAGCUUUCUGCAGCGAGGCAGCCAUGGCAUGGAGCAUCACCUGUGACGGCACUGCAAGGAGGGUCUCUGCCCGGCCUGAUGGCAGCUGCCGUCCGUUCAGAGUCACCUGAAAGCAACGGCACAUCGAGACUCCAGACGUGAGCCGAAUGCCCCACUACAUCCCAGUCAC
This is a messenger RNA of Grus americana (Whooping crane), 5332 nucleotides long. RefSeq names its product pannexin 2 (gene PANX2). Gene Ontology annotation, biological process: positive regulation of interleukin-1 production; monoatomic cation transport. The coding region runs from base 1465 to 3102 and encodes 545 amino acids. The transcript is spliced from 3 exons. The record is from RefSeq and is a predicted model, not a curated record. NCBI's taxonomy places the organism in Eukaryota, Metazoa, Chordata, Aves, Gruiformes, Gruidae. Gene Ontology annotation, molecular function: channel activity.